Molecule: messenger RNA, 1479 nt
Organism: Mizuhopecten yessoensis (Yesso scallop)
Lineage: Eukaryota; Metazoa; Mollusca; Bivalvia; Pectinida; Pectinidae
Exons: 2
Coding region: 1-1479 (492 amino acids)
Molecular function (GO): zinc ion binding
Source: RefSeq, a predicted model, not a curated record
AUGGCAACCCCUAUCAGUCAAAUUCCUCUCCGAAUUAAAGGUCAAACGACAUGUAUUCACCACAAGGGCAGAAAACUAGAAUUUUAUUGUGAAAAAUGUCAGGAACUGGUUUGUCCAAAAUGCCUUUCCUCUAUUCACAAAAUCCAUCCACUUUGUGAGCUAAGUGAAAUCACUCCUCAGAAAGAACCAGACAUUAAAAACUUUAUAGACAGAACAGAAAAAAAUGACCUUGUGCAAAUUGGGAAAUACAUCAACUCUACUGAUACGCUCCUUAAAGACAACACCAGUACUUUUGACAAGUUGUCACAACAGUUAAAAUUACAAACAGAUAAAUUAAAACAAGAGCUGGACAUGCUUACAGCACAGACACUCUCUUGUUACCACAAAAUGGAAGAGGAUAAUACCAAACUGAUAAAUAAAUACAAACAGGACCUUGAGAUGUACGAGAAGCAACUCAAACAACAAGUUCAAGAAUGCAAAGCAGCUCUCCAGCGUGGUUCACACAUACAGAUUUAUGAUGCUUUUUGUGAGAUCCAUUCUCCUACAUACGGUCUUCCUGUAAAACCUGUCCUAGUUACUGCCAACUUCACUCCAAAUGAAAAUCCUCAAGAUCGUUUGAAAAAAGCCUUGGGAAAAGUUACCACCUCAGGUCAAGGUCAAACUUUAACUGACCAGGAUUGGUCAGUCUCAACAUCUGAUGAUCUGGGACAACCCUUUACACAACAACAACGGUCAGGAGCAAAAGUGAAGAAAGCAGUGACAACAUACAAACUGCUGCCACAGACCGAGGUAGUGGAGGAGCGGGAGUUUCCAUGUUACAUUAGGUCUAUAUGUCCCACCACUGAUGGUCAGGCGUGGACCAAGUACCUGGACAAAUUAACUCACCUGGACAGGAAGGGUAAAGUAAUACAGAAGGUCAAAAACAAUGUCUGUAUCUAUGACAUCAGCCUGUCACCCACCACACACACACUGUGGGUCUGUGAUUAUGAAUACAGCAUCAUGGAGCUGGUAUCAGGACGACUGAAACACAGAUUCAGUACCAAGGAGGAACCCAAGUGUAUAUGUGUUACAGCCAGUAACCAUGUCAUUGUAGGGAUGACCAAACACAUCUCCAAAUUUACCACAGAUGGUAAAAUGGUGUGUACUAAAAUGGCUAAAGGGACUGGGAAACCAUUAGUGUGUUCACCACACAGGAUCACAGAGUGUCCUGUCACUCACAAUGUGGCAGUCACUGAUUUCAGUAUUGAAAGUGAUGGUGGUGAUGGAAAACGACAUGUUGUUGUGAUGGACACUGAUCUCGAGGAGCUGUUUGUAUAUAGAGGUGACAUCCCCAGUAUAUAUAACCCAACACCACAAACAGAAGGUGAACCAUUUUACCCCCGUGAUGUGGUGUAUGACAGUGUGGGGAACCUGAUCAUAGGGGACCAUAACAACUACAGGGUCCUACUCAUCAGUGGAGUUGGAUUAAAAGUAAAAUGA